GAGGAUUAUUUUGUUAGAGAACUUCAUAUUUUUUAUGAAUUAUCUCUAGAAGAUAAUUCUUGCUCCAUAGAGUUAUUUUUAAAAAAUCAUUUACUUUGGUGGUCAGACUCCUGAAGUUUGAGAGCCGAGCACUUGUUUUGUAACAGUUAUUUGCUGAGUAUCUGCCUUGUCCAGCUGGUAAGUUCUUACCCUGUACUCUUUCUUGGCCCAUUAUUUACUGGAGAGGGAGAGGAGGAGACAUCAGAAAUGCAGAUCUGCAGUUGGCAUCCUGUGGCUGGUAUUUCCAAAAUGUGAUGUGGUAGUUCCUUUUACUCCCCAUAGCUUUUUCUGACUGUUUUUUAAAAGCAUAAUUCUUAGUGGAAUUGUGUUUGGAUUGCUGACUGUAAAUACCAAAGUCUACCUGAGUGUGCAAAAUUGAGCUGUUUGAUAUGAAUAGUUCUAGGGAAGUCAUUCAACAAAGUAGACUUUCUUAAAGUGGUAUAAUAAAAUUUCAGCCAAAACUCUUCCUUUAGUAACUCUACAGGGACAUUAUUUUACCAAGCAAAAACCCCAAAGCCUCAAGCUGUGUAAAGUCCUGAGGGAGGAGGUGUAAGAGAUAAUUACAUUCAUAAAAUGUGACACACUGGGAUUUAGUCACCUUUCAUUUGCUUUAUUCUAGGAGGGGAAGUGCAACUAAAUGUCUUUUUCUUCAGUAUUACUGGUGUUUUUCAGUAUCACAUUGAGUAAUGAGAAUUGCCUAAUGAGGUUCAGCUACAGAACUGAUCUCUGGGUGGAAACCAAGAUGUUUAUUAAUAAAGCUUGGACUAUCAGAUUCUGGCUGUUUAUUAGUUACUGAUUAACAGAAGGAGCUGUGAUAGCUUCAGGUUAAGCCACAAGACACCAAUCAAAUGCAAACUGUAAGUGAAAGCAGGAAGCAUGGAAAGUGUUUUUCACUUAACUCCUAAGGAAUUAUUUGCAUCCUUGUUAACACUGGAUGAGAGAGAUGGUGUGGAAAUGUGCUUAAGCCACUAAAACACAUUUGUCUUUAUUCCAGUAAAUGAGAAAUUGCAAAUACAAGACCUACUUCAUUGAACUUGUGCUUCCCAGAGCUGUAGCCUGUCACAGGUCCCAGUAGUGAGGACAGAUGAGUCAGUCUUAAGGACACAGAAUGCAUUUGCAUGGUUACCACUAUCAAAACAGGUUACAGAAUUCCAAGUCUGGUUGUCCCAAUGUUAUAAAUGAUUAAGCAGGUUUUUUGGUUGAGAUGAAGAUCAGUUUUUCUGCAUUAUGACAGAUCAGACACUGCGUGAUUUCCACAGACAUUGUGAGUUCAUAAUGAAAUGAAAAUAUCUGUGAAUCAAUGUACUAAAGUGUUUGGGUUUUUUUCCCUGCACUUAUUUUGAAAUGGUUUCUGGCCCUGCCAGCUGUUGUUUGGGAUGUGCCAUCCAAGUAAGAGGGAAGGAAUUGAUUAGGCAGGAGGCGAUGAAACUGGAUACAUCUCUGUAUUUCUUUUUUUCUGCAGAAGAAAACCUAAACCUGCUUUCACCAGUGUUGUUUAAAAUUUCAAGCCCAGAACAUAGUUCACAUGAAUCAUGUGGUGUCAUCAUGCAGCAUUUCCCUAGGAAAAGAUCAGGUACCUCCUCUUCGUCAUCCCCUCAGUCUCCCUCAUAAGUUGCUUUUUUUAGUGCUUCUUAACUUUGUACGUCAAACCUGAGCUCUGUCUUUGGUCUUCUACUGCCUUUGGUCUUCUACUAAGUGUUAUUUCUCCCAAUUAUAACUUACUAAUUUUGUUAAUCAGAGUUAAGAAUUAAAUACUAUUUUUAAUCCUGGACAGCAUUGAGGACCAUAAAAUGCUGUUAAGAACAGUGAGUGUUCCAGAUACCAGGAGUACAAAUAUUAAUAGUCUGGCAGCUUACCAAGUUUCUGUGGUUUGUUUUGUCUUGGAACAAACAACUUAGGAAUAUUUAAUGGAAAAAAAUACCAUGCUAAUAAAGCAAAUCUUUAGACUGAGGUCAGAGUUGCUUUAUUUGGAGAAGUGGAGCAAAAUGUGUGUGGCCACGUGAGCAGGUGUAGUGAUGGGAGGUUGGAGGGGUGGAGUCUCUGCUGUGGAGGUGCUCCAGGCUCCAGCUCCUGGUUCUCAGCAUGACCAAAGAAGUGUUUCAGGGUCAGUGAACUUGCUGGAGCAAGAGGUGACCCAGGGGUUCUGGUUUUCAGCAAAAUGAAUAAGUGAUUUUACUAGCACAGCAGGUGGAGUGUAUUGACAGUAGUUUAUUGGUGGAGUUGACUUCUUUAGCAAAUAGAAAAUUCUGAUGUAUUAAGGAUAUUGUUAAGGAAUGGCAUACAGUUGAUUAACAGCAGAGUUCAGGGAUAUUUAGAUUCAGAGUUGUUAUAACCUGCGUGAGACUGCAGUAGGUAGGAAAUCUGUCUGUGAACCCACACACAGUGUCCUGGAGGUGGUACAGGUUUUGUUGUACAGAGUCAGAGGAAAGGCACGAGUGUAAGAAACUCUGGAAGAGAGCAGUUGUUUAUUUUGCAUGAGCCUCUCAGCUGGGGACCAUUUAAACUGUGAAAAUUUGGUGUGUAACUCAGGGGAAUGAAGUUAGAAUAAAGCUCAAUUUGUUUAAGUUCACCAAGGAACUGUGGACUGAGGCUUAAGGUAAAAGUGCCUUUUUUUUUUGUAGCUUUCUGAAACAGUGGAGGAUAAAGACUGUUUCCUGUCAUCUUAGAAAACUAACAAAGAUCUCUGCUCUUCAGGACAGAGCAAUUCCAAAGAAGGAAAAAUGGUGCAGUAAGUUAGGAAAUGCAUAUGACAGAGGUAUCUUGAGUCUUUGCCAAGUACUGAUUCAGAGCCUGUUCCUGAGAUAGUUUUACCUCUGAUUGUGUUACAAACAAGAAACUAAAUUAGAAACUGUAAAAAAAAUGUGGUUUUUAAUUGCCUAGAAGAUUUGUCCACACAGUUUAGCAGGGACUAUCGUAAGAUUAGAAGAUGAGCAUUAGAAUUUACUUUUUUUUUAUAGUGUCAGGUCUUGACAUCCAAUGAAAGGUUUUCAAAAAGGCACUUUUAAAACAAACCUUUUAUUUAGCUGAAUGAUCACAAUUACUAUUUCUAACACAAAGAGGAAUGUUUUGAAAAUGGUACCUCAAAACAGUGUACAGCGGGCUGAGUGGAAAUUGAGCAAGAAGCCUAAUUUAGAGAAAUACUAAUAGCUGCAUUCUGAAAUACAGCCUGAGUGUUCUGAUGGGGAAAAGUGUCCCACAGUGUUAGGAUUACUCAUGAGUCUGGUCAUGUCCAGAUCUAUUUCUCUUUCAUUGUUGCUCACACCCAUUUUAAGAAGAUUGGGAGUCUCAUCCAGAAUAUUUGGCUUACAUUUCUUGGCGCUGAGCGAAUUCCAAACGUGGCAGCUGUGGUGCUGUUGCUUACAACAGUGGCAGGGCAGGCUCUGGCACACAGUUACUUAGCAACAGGGAAGCUCACGUUUGCUUACAGCUCCUGCGUGUGCAUCUAAAUGUAGUUCUGGAAAAAAAUAAAAGGUUAAAGGACUUUGGAAGGGGAAAGAGAUACUUGAACAAUUUGUACUGUUCAGUGGUUGAGACUGAUGGCAAUAGUACGUAGGAAAAUUGGUCUCAAAAUAUUCUUUUAAAAAUCUUUAUUAGACUGUUAAUAUAUUGCAAAAAUUUGAAAUCCAAAUGAACAGAACCCUACUCCUACCAACUACAGAAAGAUCAAAAAUAAAAAUACAGCACAUGGUAAAGAGCAGGGGGAUGUUCUGUUUUGAAUGUCUGUUACAAAUGCAUUCUUUGGAAACAAGAAAUUUCAUUAUUUGAACAUCGGGAAUCUGAGGAAGUCAUAAAAAUUAUGUUUUGUGAGACUAACAGAUGGGUUGAGACUAUAUUAGAUUAAUUACUACUGAUUGUUGAUUGUUGCUUGUCAGUUCACCAGUGCUUUUUUUUGCUGAUCAAGCUGUGAAAUCUUAAUGGGUUUUUGACAGCUUGCACUCUGUGACUGCAGUAAUACUCAAAGCACAGUGACUUAAAAGGCCACUGUCAGGCUGUUCUUGGGUUGUGUUAUGAUUCCAGUAACCUCAGUUUCUGGGGUUUCAGGAAUGCAGUUUUCCUUAUUAGCCAGCGCUGGAGCUGCCGUGGGGUUUCCUUAUAAAGCAAAGGCAGGAGGUGAUUGCAGCUCCCUCAGACAUCAGGGGAGGCAGGGACCAGAGAGAGCGAGCCAGGAGUGGAGAGGGUAGGGAAAAGGCAAGCUGGGUUUGUCUAGAGAAUGGAGAAAGGUCUGAUGGUGGGAAUUAACAAUGAGUGGGGUCAGGCUGUUGGGGAGAGUGCCAUGGAAACCUGCAGGAUGUCACUGCAGGCAGCAGUGCAGUGCUUCAGCCUCUGGGAUCUGGGAGGAGGAGCAGGGCACUUUGGAGAGCAGGGAGGGUGACUGAAGGGUGCUGCACUUGCAGAGGAGUCAGGAUACUGCUAUUCCAGCUGCUCUCAGAGCUGAGCAGUUCCUUUACACCUAGAAAUUAAGUGGUUGGAAAAAGGAAUUCUCCAGAGUCUGUGUUCUUUUGUUCCUGUGCUUCGUUGUCCCCAUCUGUACCCUUACUUAUGAAUUUACUGGGCUUUUGUGUGGGCAACAGAUUCAGACAUCAUAUGGAAGGUGAACAAGAUCCACCACCACUGGGAGUGGGAUCAAGAGUGUUAAUCCUUGCUUUUCAGAGCUGAGUCAAAAUGGGGAAACAUCUUCUGAAGAAGGUUUUUGAGGACUAGAAUGAACCUGGUUAGAAGACAGUGAUUUAAAAUACAGGGGAAGAAAGUCAUCAAUCCAGGCUUCCAAAGUUAAAGUCCAGCUAAAAUAUUUACCUUUGAAUUUAAUAUUCACUCUAGAGGAUUCUAUAAUUCUGAUUUCCACAUGUAUAUUCAUGUGCUUCAUGUGUACUUUAUGGGGCUUACCCACUUAAAUGAUGUCUCCUCCUGGACCAUUCAAUGAGAGGCUGUAAUUACCACCUCUGUGGCUGCCUCACAGUGGGCAAGAGGAUAUGUGUUGAUUCUUUAUAAAAAUGACAGGAUAGUGCAUCUGCAGAAUAGAGCUUGAUAAAAAUCUCUCAUCCCAUGCAAGUGCCAGCCUACUCAUCCUGGGCUGGGAAACGAGCCUGCUCUGCUCCUCUCCCUGCUGAAGGCUUUUUAGAAGGCAGGUAGAAGAAUGAUGUCAAAUACUUUUGUUUCCAGUUACCUCUCCAUGUUUUAAACUAACAGGCUGUUGAACGUGAAAUCUGUGCUGCAGCAACUUUUGCCUUCUUUAAAGGUAAAAAUAAGCAAAGUUUGUUUUUCCUUUUGCUGUUAAUUCCUUCAGCAGUGGAGACUAGAAGGAUGACCUGUGUAACAAGGCUUGGGGUUUCACAGAAGGAGGAGACUGCUACCCAAAAAUUGGCCCCCAUCCUUACAGAGAAGGCUUCAAUCUCUUCUCCUUUGGACCUUUUUUCUGACCAUCAAAGCCAGGUUUGCUGUGUAAUGUGGUAGCUCUAAAUGCAAAAUCAUCUACAUCACCCACCCAUGUUUGCCAGGAGACAAAGUACAUGUAGAGUCACUUUGUCUCUUAAUUUGGUUUCUUUAUGGUGGUUGUUAUUUUCAAGUCUUCCCUUGGUAAGUUGCCUUUUGUGAGUUUAUUCAGCUGUAGGCAUUAUAUGCACUUGCUUUGGCAGCUGGAACAAAAGCAGAAUAUUGACAGAAUUAAAAUUUGCUGGCAGUUGUAUUUGUGCUUUGCAGGCAGGAUUCGUUGUAGUACAAAUCUUUGUGGGCUAAUGAAGUUAAAGCAGGGCUUUAGAUAGUAUUCUUUUCAACAAAAGCAGCUUGCCUAAAGCUGUCUCUGCUAGUGUUUUCGUUCAGAAACAAUGACAGUGAAUGCUGCAGGUUUAAAAAUGGAAUAUAAUUUAUGAGGCAUCAAGCCUUGGGCAUGAGUCCUUGUGUAACUGGAAUUUAAAAUCCAAAAUGAAUAUUAAUGAGGUGGGGAGGGUUGCAGACCUGUCCUUUAAUACUAAUCCAUUGUGAGUGGAGCAGCUCUAGCAAUGAGCUGAUACUGGCACAGAGACAACCAGGAAUUGACUGCUCUUAGAAAAUGCCUCAUCAGUCAAAGUCUUCACAGGCUCCUGAAUACUUGUCCUGAUCAGACACAGAAGGGCACCUGAACAUUUCUGGUGUCAGUGCCCUGCCUGCUGAUCCUGUGUGCCUUUCCCUGGGGACACUCCUGUGCUGGCUUUCAGCUCCAGCCCGUGGUGUGGAUGGCAGCGUAAUGGAAGGGUAAGUUAGCAGUGCCUGUGGAGGAGAGCUGGGAACCUUCAGGUUUGGGGCAUAGUCUGGUGGCUUAGACUGGGUGACAGCAGUGUUAGAAGCUCCCUGCCCCUGAUUAUUGAUGACAAAAAGGUUCUGAAAUACUUAAGUGAUUUCAUAACUCUUAAGUGUGUGCAAAAGAAAUGUGCCAAGUGACUAAAACUUCCCCUCAUUUUCAGGAAAGAAGGUACUUUGUAUUAACCAUUUGAUCUGAGUAAUGUUGUUCAGAUUAUAAAUUCCCUGCAAAUGGGAUGUUUGUGGACCAGUGCACCUCCUCCUAAUUCACAGAGGCUGAUGCUGAGAGAUGAGAGAGGUCACCUCAAAAAAUGCUGACCCCCUUCAUUUUACUCUGUGGUUAAGGCAGGAAUUGGCAAAUCUGUCAGCAGCUGGCUGGAGAAGCCAGUUAUAAUAAACCUCUUUAUCUCUUCCCUUGUCUUGGUCUGUGCUCCAAAUGCACUGAUGUGCUGAUGACUUCCCUAGUUUGAGAGAGGAGUUCUGGGGUGUAAGUAUAGCAGAUUUGAAGAGUUCCUCCAAAAGUUGAAGUACUAACCUUGAUCUCGAUUUCAUUUGUUGGGUGUUAUGUGCAUGAGUUUUGGUAAAGUUCUGCAUUUAUUCUAUAAGUAAAUGGUGUCUUGUGACACCUACAAAUCCUAUACUCAAAGUGAUCACUUUCCUUGCCUCUAGCUCAAGUGCAAGGCACCAAGAUCUGUAUUUCCUGAUAUGUAAAAUCCAUUAGACUUUACCCAGGUACUAAAGAUAACAUAGUCCUGUGUCCAGUGUCACAGAAAUAAAUUUAACUUUGUGAAAAAUUGAGUGUUUCCUUGUUGAGGAUUGAAAGUUAUGUAGUUGCUACUAAAUUGUUGCCUUUUAAUACUCACAGAAUCACACAGUCCAGAACUGACAUUGUGAGACUUGAAGUUAUACUGAGGGAGAGAGAAGCUCCAAAUUAAUUAUUUUUCAGAACCUAAAUGGAAAAAAAAAGCAGUCAUUGAAACUCAUCAUAAUAAUAAUUAUAUUCUUAAUAUCAAUUAAUGCAAAUACUGCAGGAAGGUGUUGUUUUACACUAUGGUUCUGUAUUUAGAUCUGCUAAUGGAAGGUUGCAGGCUGAGCAUUGCUCAUUCCAGAGCUCUUGCCAAAGUUUCUAAAGGAUUCUCUUUGUCAUGCAAGCUUUCCCCUGUGGCACAGUGCUUGCAUGCUGUCCAUGCCUCUGCUGCCACAUGAAGUAAUAGUGUCUCUUUACUAAAUCUAGAGUAACUGCAUGGUUAUUUGUGCUAUUGGAAGAAGUCACAAAUAUAUACAAAUACUUCUUUCCCUCCCUUGGGUCUAAGAUCAUUGUUAAGCCCUGCACCUCUUGAGCAGUUCAAAUAUUUGUUUACUUAGGUACUGGAAUGGGGGUCUUUAAUUCCCACAUGGUAGUAAAAAAGCUGAAGUUCAAGAGCUUGGUGCCCAUGGGGAUGGUCUCCUGUUCCUCUGAGAGUGGCUGGGGGCUGUUCCCAGUGCCAGGAAUGCUGCUGGAGCUGCUACCACAGGGCCAGCAUCCCUGCCCUGUCCAUGUGGAAUGGCUCAGCAGGGCAGGGCUUUCAGCUCAAAGGACACCAGUAUCUGUGCCACUGCAUCUUGGGGCAGUUUGAACCUAGAAUUUAUGGUUUACUCCUGCCCUUUAAAAGGGCAGAAUGGCAAUAAUAGAUCUUAAAGCUCUGAAAAUAUUCUGUGAGCUAGGAAAGGUUUAACUCUGUUUUACAGGUGGAAAAGCCAAGGCACAGAGAUUGAGUUAGGAAUUACACAGGAGUCUGGCAGUUGAGACUGGUCUCAUCUCUGGAGGUUUCAGUCCAGCAUCUGAGGCAGCCUCAGGUUGCCUAUAUCCCUUUAGCAGGAUGUUACACUACUAACUCUCUAGAGCUGUGCUCAAGUCACCCAGGCAACCCCUGUUCUGUAUUUGUUUGUUAAAUAGCCUGAAAAACAUUCCCUGUCAGGCAGUAAAGCAAGCAUGGCCAUCUCCUCCCUGGCUUUUGCCCUGCAAGAGUUCCUCACUCACCUGAUUCUGGUUUUGUCUGUACUUACAUUGGUUUCAUUUCAUUUUUUAACAGCAUAUUUGUUAUUUUGCUGUACAAACCCAGCUGGAAACACACCACUUGCUUUUGCUGUGAGAGGGGCAGCCAGCUCUGUACCCCCACGUCUGGACCUGACAUCUCUUAGAUCAUAAUGCUAAAGCUUGUUGGCUGGGUCAAAGAGGAAAGCAAAGAUUAAAGCUGAAAGCAGAUUUGCUUCUACUUCUCUAGAACUAAUUUCCUUCUUACGUCAUCCAGCAUCUUGGUAUCUAUUCUGUUUGUGUAUUUGUCCUCCAUGGACACAAACUUACAGGCCAAAGAUAAGUCUGAGGAGAGUGGUGCAAAACCUAAGCAUGUGCUUAGUAACAGAGGAACCCAGACUGAAAGCAAGAAGCCUCUGGAAGAGACAAAAAGCGUGAAAAAGCUGGAUGAAAACAAGGGAGCAUGUGAGAAGGUGAACACUUCCAGUGCUGUAGCCCACAAAGCUGACUCCAAACCCCAGCUUAAAGACAGGACAGCACAGCAGCAAGGGGCAGAAGGUGCUGGCAAAACACAGAGCUCUACGAGCUGUCCACAGCAAAAGGACAUCGGUGUCAAAGCUGUGACUCAACACAACGGUCUUCCCUUUGUACAUCAAGAUCAUGCAGGCAACCAAAAUGCUCCUGCUAAAGCACAGCACGUGGACAGAGCCCCGGGCCUUGCUGAGGGCCACAGGCAGCUUGUUCAUCAGAAACCUGGGAAGAAUGAAAACAAAGCUGCAGCAGCAGCAUCCCGGGAAGCCGUGCCCUCCACAUCCCGGGCCAUAUCCGACACGGGCUGUGAAGUGACACACACCAGGAUAUCCAUCAGUGUACACAUGACUGACAUGAAAGAAAAGAUUGAGAUGGCCAAGGAGGGAAAUGUAAGUGACAGCAGAGGUAAAAGUUCCAAAGUGAAAUCCACACCAGCAGACUUGAAAGGAGUCAAACAGCUGCCUGACAAAAUAAAACUUCAACAGAGUCCUAAAAACAUCAGCUCCAAGCCAGAUUCAGAAGUUAAAGGGGACAGUAAGCAAAAUGAACUUUCAUCUCAAACAGGGAAGCAAAAGCCCUUCCUGAGCAAACCCAAACCAGGUGAAAAAGCUGAAGAGAAAUCAGAAUUAAAAUGUGAGCCCAUAACCUCACAAAAUACCUCUGCAAAGGAGCCUGUGAAAGAUGCAGGGGUGAAAGUGAAAAUCCAUCAAGAAACAGCAAAAGCAGAAAAAUCCCCAGCAGAUACAAAGUCUGAGAGGAGGGAAGCUGAGACUGCAGGGGGAAGCAAACACAGUGCUCAGCAGUGUACAGGAGAGGCACCAGAGAAGACCAAGUCUCUGGCAGCUGGCAGAGCUCUUCCCACUCAAGGAGAAAUCAUUGAUGACAGCCCCUCUCCCCCAGCGCCGUUCGAGCACCGCAUGGUGAGCGUCAGGCAAGCGGAGGUGACCUCGAGCUACUCGGUGUGCCGGCACGAGGUGCUGGGGGGGGGGCGUUUUGGGCAAGUCCACAAGUGCACGGAAAUAUCGACGGGGCUCAACCUGGCAGCCAAAAUCAUAAAAGUGAAAGGAGCCAAAGAGAAGGAGGAAGUAAAAAAUGAAAUUAACAUCAUGAACCAGUUAAAUCACGUGAAUCUGAUCCAGCUUUAUGAUGCUUUUGAAGCCAAAAAUAAUAUCACUUUGAUAAUGGAAUACCUUGAUGGUGGGGAAUUGUUUGACCGGAUCACAGAUGAAAAUUACCAUCUGACAGAGCUGGAUGCCAUCCUGUUCACCAAACAGAUUUGUGAAGGAGUCCACUACUUGCACCAGCAUUACAUUCUCCACUUAGACCUGAAGCCUGAAAACAUCCUAUGUGUAAAUCACACAGGAAACCAGAUUAAAAUUAUUGACUUUGGAUUAGCAAGGAGGUACAAACCCUGUGAGAAGCUGAAGGUGAAUUUUGGGACUCCGGAGUUCCUGGCUCCCGAGGUGGUGAACUACGACUUUGUUUCCUUCCCCACGGACAUGUGGAGCGUGGGAGUCAUCACAUACAUGCUGCUUAGUGGCCUGUCCCCAUUCCUGGGAGAGACUGAUGCAGAGACAAUGAAUUAUGUAGUCAACUGCAGCUGGGAUUUUGAUGCAGAAGCAUUUGAACAGCUCUCAGAGGAUGCCAAAGACUUUAUUUCCAGACUGCUUGUGAAGGAGAAAAGCUGCCGGAUGAGCGCCACGCAGUGCCUGAAGCACCCGUGGCUCAGCGACCUCCCUGCCAAGGCGCAGAAGUGCCGGCGGCGCCUGAAGUCCCAGCUGCUGCUGCAGAGCUACAUGGCCCACAGGAAAUGGAAGAAACACUUUUAUGUGGUGGCUGCUGCUAACAGGCUGAAGAGAUUUCAGAGUAUGUCUGGCAAGCUUGCGUGAGCUUGUGUGAAACCUCCACUCCUGGAGAUGGACAUGAGGCCAUGGAAGGAGGACUCGGUGUCUCCAAACAUUUCUAUCCAUGUUUUAUAAGGUUUUGGGACUGACUCCCUCAAUUAUUUUGUGUGUUAGUGCUGUGGUUCCAGAAGAACCUUAAGUAAGGAACAUAAGAUUUCUAAAAGCAGAAGCUACUUUGUUUGUUUUUACAAGUUUUUAGUUGUUCUAUACAGUGGUGGAAAAACGUGGCUGUUACUGGGGCUGACUUCUUGCUGAAGGCUUUGAUUCUGCAGAGUAUUGGUGUGUUUAUAGCAGAAAACCCCUGGCAUUUCUGGUCUCCCACACCAAGCAUGGGAUCUGUUGAGACUUUCUUUCCUGACUGAUGUUUGUGUGUUACCAGCUUUAGAGAACUGCCACACAGUGGCACAACUUGUCCCUCAGGUGUUUGUUACUUAAAAGAUACAGACAUUGUUUUCUUCUAUAUUUCUUUCCAAAAGUAAUUUCCCCACAACAUGAAGAUGCUUCAGUGCAACUCCAGCUUGGAUGGUUUUGGUUUGUUGUUUUGGUUUUUUUAUUACUCUCUUCUCUCCUUUAAAAAAUAGUCACUGCAUAGUUAGGAACUAUGAGGAACCCUGGUUUGAGGUAACUUAAGUCAGUCCAUUGCUGGUGUUUCUUAGGGCAAGUUGAAUUGAGCUGAACUGAUUGAACUUCUGGAAGGAGAUGUGUGACACUGCCAUGCAUACAAAUCACCUAAUGACUGUUGGGUCUAUGCAAAAAGAUCUCAUGUUGUAGAGAAAAGAGGAGAGUUCCAGGGAUUUUAUGUUUCUAAAACUUGUAAGUGCUUUUCAUUGUCCAUGACUGCAGCACUUGAGUUGCCAAGUUUUAGUUUGAGCAUUUGUUUCUCCUCUCUGGAAAUGUUACUGCAGUAUGAGGAGCUGGUGUGGUGUGACAUGCAAAACAGGUUUCAUUUCUAAUAGGUUCAGUGACAGGGAAACUGUGUUGCCAGACUCUGCCUUUAGUCCAGUUAGGAGGUUGAAGCCCUUUUUCCCCCCUCAGUUACCUCUUUAACAUUAAACCUUUUCUUCACAAUAUUAACUUAUUUUGGAUUUUAAACUCUUUUCUUAUGGAUAGAGUGGGAGCCACAAUCUCUCAGAUAAAAGUACAAUAUUAUUUAUUAAACCUGUGGUUUCCUGUUCUGGAUUCUGCAAAACUCAGUGUGAACUGGAUGGGCUCUUAGGAAAAAUGGAAACUAGUUACUAAAAACAGCUUUCCAGCAAAGGCACCUGUAAAGUUCCUUUGAACUUCAUGGACUUUCACACCCCUUGCAUUUGCAGAAGUGAUGGUUGCUAAUGAUGAGGUUUGUAAGACUGCCUUACACUGAUCUAGCUAUCUUCCACUCAAGUGCUGCUCACUUUGCACAGUCCUGACUUUUUUUGCAGCAUUUCCAGAAUUGGGACAGAGAAGAAUCUUGAUCAUUUAUCACCUUCUAUGAAGGCCCACUUUUGUUCAUGUUUUCCUUCCACAGUGUUUCUGCAUGCUGAAUGUCAUUGUAUUCAUUGGUCUGUAUAUUUCUGAAUUAAUACUAAUAAAUUUCAUGAAAGUGGAAA
This is a messenger RNA of Passer domesticus (house sparrow), 12347 nucleotides long. It is a transcript of the gene MYLK3, whose product is annotated as myosin light chain kinase 3. The record is from RefSeq and is a predicted model, not a curated record. Lineage: Eukaryota; Metazoa; Chordata; Aves; Passeriformes; Passeridae. Gene Ontology annotation, molecular function: ATP binding; myosin light chain kinase activity. Gene Ontology annotation, biological process: positive regulation of apoptotic process; protein phosphorylation; sarcomere organization. The transcript is spliced from 15 exons. Gene Ontology annotation, cellular component: actin cytoskeleton; cytoplasm; nucleus. The coding region runs from base 8641 to 10746 and encodes 701 amino acids.